AUGAAGCCUAAUGAAUUAUCUGGUGAUCAAUUGCUACACCAACUAAAUAACUUAACAAAUGUGCAAUUUGGAAAAGAUGAGAAUGGAAAAUCGAGAAAGCGAAAGCGCAAAGAAAAUGAGUUGAAUUGGAUGAAGAAGAGUAUUUUUUUUAAUUUGCCUUAUUGGUCAACAUUGAAACUGAGACACAAUUUAGAUGUUAUGCAUAUUGAAAAGAACAUAUGUGAUAGUGUCUUAGGUACAUUACUGAAUAUUGAUGGAAAAACGAAGGACACUUUCAAGGCACAACAGGAUUUGUGUGUGAUGGGCAUACGUAAAGAUUUGCACUUACAACCAAAUGGUACAUCCACAUCAAUGCCACAUGCAAAUUUUACCUUGUCAAAAGCUGAGAAGAUAAGUUUCUUAGAUUGGUUGAAAGGUGUGAAGUUCCCUGAUGGGUAUGCAUCUAACAUUAGUCGGUGUGUGAACGUCAAAGAAGGUAAGAUUUCGGGAAUGAAAAGCCAUGAUUGUCACAUCUUCUUUCAACGAUUACUUCCUGUUGCAAUUCGUCCAUAUUUAUCGAAUGAAAUACGUACAACAUUGAUUGAGUUGAGUUUCUUUUUUAAGGAAUUAUGUUCACGAACAUUGAGAUUAGAUGUCUUGAAGCGAAUGAAGGAUGACAUCCCUGUAAUUUUAUGCAAGUUGGAAAAGAUAUUUCCACCAGCUUUUUUUGAUAUAAUGAUACAUGUAGCUAUUCAUUUACCCCGAGGGGCCGAGCUUGCAGGACCAGUACAAUUCCGUUGGAUGUAUCCAAUUGAAAGAUGUCUUGGUAAAUAUAAGCAAUUUGUGCGGAAUAGAGCACGUCCGGAAGGGUCAAUUGCAGAGGGAUAUUUAUCAGUUGAAUGUUUGACAUUCUGCUCCAUGUAUCUUCGGGGGAUUGAGACAAAAUGGACUCGUGAAGAACGGAAUAGUGAUGGGUGGCAGGUGGAAAAGAGUAAAGGCUUGUCUGUGUUCUCUCAACGAGUUCGUCCUUUAGGAGCAGUAAAAUUUAUAAAACCUGAAGAUAAGGUUCUCUCAAAGGCUCGAUGGUAUGUGCUUAACAAUUGUGACGAAAUUGCUUCAUACAUUCGUGAACACUAUGACAAGAUCGAAGGAGAAGGAACUGUGGAAAUCCAGAGUAAGCAUGAAGCCGAAUUCGAAAGCUGGUUCCGACAUCGUAUAUGUGGGCAUAAUGUAGAAACCGUGUCUAAACAAAUAUAUGAUCUUGCAUGCGGACCGGAUCAUCAAGUUGCAAUGUUUAAAGGUUGUAUUGUGAAUGGGGUUAGGUUUCACAUAAAAGACUAUAAACGGACUCUACGUACCCAAAAUAGUGGUAUAAUUGUUCCAGGUGAGCAUCGCAUGAAGAAUAUUGACUUCUAUGGUGAGUUGAAGAACAUUCUAGUAUUACGUUAUGGUCGAAAUCGUGUGUAUUUAUUUGAGUGUGAUUGGUGGGACAUUGGGCAUAGAACAAGAAUGCAAAUAGAUGAGCAUUUUAUGAGUGUGAAUACAUCGCGUACAUGGUAUGCAUCUGACCCAUUUAUCCUAGCAUGCCAAGCCUCACAAGCAUUUUACUUAAAAGAUGCCAAAUUGGGUAGUAGUUGGCAAGUAGUACAAAAGGUGACCCAUAGAAAUAUAUACGAUGUUCCAACUAUACUAGAGGGAGAGAUUGAAGAAGAUGACGAAGGCUUUGGUGAUGAGGACGAAGAAGAUGAAUGUGUUGGGGGUCAUGCACCUGUGCAACAAGGAAACGAUGAAGACUCAACUCCGUUACGUAGAGAUGAUGUGGAACCAAUAGUUGUUGAUAGAAGCAUGUUAAUCAGUGAUGAGGCCAAUAAUGAGGAGAAUGAAACAACCUAUGAUGAUGAAGAAGAGUUAUCUAGCAACGAUGAAGAAGAUGAGUUAUCUAGAAACAAUGAUACAAACUCCUCUCAUGAAGAGGAGUUAUCUUGCAACUCUGAUACAGACUCUGAAGAUGAUAUGUGUUGA
Molecule: messenger RNA, 2001 nt
Organism: Alnus glutinosa
Lineage: Eukaryota; Viridiplantae; Streptophyta; Magnoliopsida; Fagales; Betulaceae
Exons: 2
Coding region: 1-2001 (666 amino acids)
Source: RefSeq, a predicted model, not a curated record